This is a messenger RNA of Aspergillus ibericus CBS 121593, 5183 nucleotides long. Its product is annotated as ankyrin repeat protein. Lineage: Eukaryota; Fungi; Ascomycota; Eurotiomycetes; Eurotiales; Aspergillaceae. Gene Ontology annotation, molecular function: protein binding. Bases 1 to 5127 code for a protein of 1708 amino acids. The transcript has 6 exons. The record is from RefSeq and is a predicted model, not a curated record.
AUGGCGGCCCAACUCACCCUGCCCCAACUGCCUGCUAAGCAUCGGGACCUGCCAAGCUGGAUUCAGAACCAUCCAGACACGCCUCUCAACCAGAUUAUUGCGCCUUACAAUGACUAUGACGCCGUGGUACGCAGGCUGUUUGCUCAGGAACGCUCACACCCGGCCUUGCAGGAGAACCACCUCAACAUUGUGCCCCUCUAUGAUGCAAGAGGCAAUGCUGAUGUCCGCGUACGGGCUCGGGACUUGGCGUCAGAACCCUCGACAAUCAAGGAACGGUACAUCAUGCCCUUGAAGGAAGAGGACCGGCGACCCAACGGUACCCCAGCGGUGGUCCCGAGGCUCGAUGACUUUUGGAGGAACUUUAACAUCUUUUCUGAGGGUGCAUUGAGCGAUCUGGAUUGGAGCAAUGUGGUCGUCGCGGGAAGCGCAGUGGUCACUUGCCUACUACCCGUACCUGAAGAGCACCGCGGCUCGAAGCGUGCCCUGCGUAAGUACUACUAUGAAAAGGUUGCCUCGGCGUCGGACGUCGAUCUCUUUCUAUAUGGCUUGGAUGAAGCAGAGGCGAUCGAGAAGAUCAAGCAAAUUGAGGAUAAGAUUAAGAAUUCAAUCCUCCAUGAGACGACCACAGUGCGAACCAAGAAUACCAUUACGAUUGUCUCGCAGUAUCCCACACGCCAUGUGCAGAUAGUGCUUCGCAUAUACAAAACCAUCGCGGAGAUCUUGACUGGAUUUGAUGUGGAUUGCGCCUGUGCUGCUUUCGAUGGGAAGCAAGUCUUUGCGUCUCCGCGUGCCCUUGCCUCAUACAUCACUCAGAUAAACACGAUUGACCUUUCUAGGCGCUCUCCUUCUUACGAGAACCGUCUCUCGAAGUACUCGCAUCGUGGAUUCGAGGUAUUCUGGCCAGAGCUGGACAGAUCGCAAGUCGAUCCGACAAUCUUCGAACAAAGCUUCACCAGAGUGGUUGGCCUAGCACGCCUUCUGGUCCUUGAGAAGUUGCCCAAGUCGUCAGACCGGGAGUCUUAUAUCGAGCAAAGGCGACAAGAGCGUGGCCGGCCUGCUCCAAGAUACAAUAUGAGACGGUAUGGUGGUAAUAUCAAGGAUGACUGGGUUGAUGAGGUUCCAGAGUGGGAAGAGGGCGAGGAGAUCUCUGACUAUAAUACAUUUACCAUCCCAUACGGGCCCAGGUUCAGAGCUCGAAAGGUCGAGAAACUACUAUAUGCGAAAGAUCUUUUGCUCAACGCAGAGUGGAACAAACCCAAGGACAGAGAGGUCAAUCUUCACCGACAUCCGGCGUUUUUUGGUGAUGUCGCGGAUGUAAUACAAGAUUGUUGCGGCUUUUGUCCGCAGCCAGAGACAGAGGAAGAGAAAGAGAUAGCGGAGACAGAGAGCAAGCUCUAUGUUUCUGGGAGCAUCUCCUUUAUCAAAGACGAUCCCGGUCGUCAGGAGAUUGGCAGCUUUAACCCAAUUACGGAGACAGAUUGGACUGAAAUGGCAUAUGUGGGGAAUACAGAGCGGUUGUGCCGGGCCAUCGUGGAUUGCGAUAAAGAGGAAGUCGAAGCAUGCCUCGCAAAAGGCAAGGUAGAUCCUAACAACCGCGACUACACCGGAAGAACGCCAUUGCACUUGGCUUGCUUGGCCUCGACACCGGACAUAGUACAGUGCCUCGUUGACCACGGCGCAAGGUUGAUAUCUCGGUUGGCCGACGGUCGGACAGCGCUACACCUGGCUGCCGCAAGGGGAAGUGUGGAGAUCGUACGAAUACUAUUGCGGAAAAGUGCGCAGAACGAAGCGGAGCAGAGUCAGCUUGAUACACACCAUGAUGGGAAAAAGAGCGACAAGAGUGGGACUGAGGAGCCUGACUCUGACGGAGACCAAAUCUCCUGCACCUCCGGUUCGUUCAUCCAUGUUGAUGGGAAUACCGACCCGAAUUCGGGUGGUAUCGAUUUGGCCAUGUCUGAGAAUGAGAUGGAGCCGGAUGUUUACGACAUCAAUGUUGUCUCCUGGGAUAUUCCCACCUCGGCGCUACAUCUUGCUAUUCUAAAUGGUCAGGUUCAUGUAGUGGACGAGCUUGUUGCCUCGUUUGGUGCCGAUGUGUUGUUGCCGGUUAAGCUGGUCCACACCUAUGGCAAUAGCCCAAGGGCUGCUAUUCUGAACCUGGCCUUGGCACUUCGACUGCCUCGCGAAAAGGUUAACAUGAUGACUGAAAAGCUAUUGCAGCUCGGUGCAGUUCCAACACAGGCAGACCUUCACAAUGUGACCCCCCUGCACUACGUUGCUGCUUCCGAUUAUCCUGAACUCUUGGAAAUAUACCUCAACCACAACCGUCCUGCAACGUUGAAAGCAAUAAACUAUCUUGUACCCUCGGGUUCUGUUUGGAGGACAGGUGCUCAUUCGGCUCUCACGGUAGCACUUUCUGGACGAAAUGCUGUCGGUGCGACCAAACUUCUUGAGGCCGCUGCACAGCCUUCCAUUGACUUUGAAUCGUUCGUGAGGCCUGGACAGGGAGUCUAUGAAAGGAUCAAGAGGAAUUCAUCUGAGACAAACAAGGAGCUUUUCCGAUGGGAGGUCACACAGCCAAUCAUCCUCGCAGUGCAAAAAGACCUACCGAUGAUUGCCGUUCAGCUCCUCAUUAGUGAUGUCGAUCCGAAUACGCUCACCCCUCAAGGGUAUAAUAUCCUGGAUAAGGCCUCUAGCCAAAGCUACGCUGUGGGUCAAUCUUUACUGGACGUUGUUCGAGAGAAAAUAAGGAAAUUGCGCAAAUACCACGGAGAGAAAUUGAAUGACAUACCUCCUCUUCCACUGGUGCAUCCUGAUCGCUGUCUUAAUGACUUGGAGCUUGGCACAUACCAAAUGUGGGCCGCAGAAAAAGCAGUACGCCUAGCGAAGAUGCAGUAUGAGAAGGACGAAAAGAAGUAUGCAAUGGCAGUAAGCAACAAUGAGAAUCGCAAAGGUUUGAAGCAGAAAAUCUCAGCGGUCCACGCUCUUCUGGAAGAGUUCGAGAGGCUUGAGAUUGCCCUCUUACAAAAGGGUGCUAAAUCAUUCUAUGAUCUCUUCCCGGAAAAGAAGAAACGCACCAGGAAGGAUAUGUCUCAACCUGAGCUUCCCAAAGCUGAACCUUUCGGGGUGGAUUUCAAAUUUUCUGUACCGGACCUAACUGACACAAAGAAGAAAGCAUACUUAGAACUAUUUGAAGCAGCCUGGCGGGGCGAUUUGAACACCAUCAAGGCCCUCACACUAGUGGCCACAGGCGAUGAAACUCAUCUGAGCCCAUUGCAGGUCGCUGUGCGUGAUCAGAACAAUUUCUCACCAUUUUCCAUUGCUGUACUACGUGGACACCAACAAGUCGCGAAAGCUAUCCUGGAGAUUGCACAGGCUCAAUAUAAAAGAAAAGACUCUGGCACUCGUGCACGAUAUGAGAUGGACCUUGAGGCCUUCCAUGAAGAUGCAGAAAUUCACAUAUAUAGUGAGAUCAUCGAUGACAGGUUCACCAUUGAGAACAUAGGAGAGACAGCCAUGCAAGUUGAGUGUGAGAUAUCCCCUCUCCAACUCUUCUCCUGGAACUGCCCAGCCUCCAUGUUUAUCGACGAGGAAUCGAAUCUAGCCGAUCUGGUUCAUUAUACGGUCUGGAAGAAUGAUGUGGACAUGCUUGAAUUUCUACUUCAGCUUGGGCAAGAAUUAACCGAAAGAGACACGAUGGUCGAAACUAAAAUAUACACUGUCUCGACAAGUGCGUUUCGACUCGCGAUUGGAAAGGGUCAUUUGGGCUGCCUGGAGGCGAUCAUUAAGUAUACAGGAGCGGAUCUCCCAAUUGACAAUCUGCUGCAAGGUUCUGGUAUCGAGAUUAAGGAAAAGCCGAGAUUCUACCAAGGGCUGUCCGUUCGUGGGAGGAAGCGAGCAGACUGGGUCGCGGCAGGAGGAGGGAUGAUCAGUGAACGCGAAGAACAAGAGACGCCCUUGCUCACUGCCGCAUUUUCCGGGUCCUUGCCAAGUGUGCAGUGGUUCCUCAGCUCAGCGCCAGUCAAGAACUAUGUUGAGUUUAUUAAGGGCCAUGAACAGGAGGACAAGUUGAAACUAUUAUCAGAGUCAAUAAACGAUCUGGAAGGACCCCUCACGGGCUGGAUCCAAUCCAAGAACGAAUUUAUCCUGCACUGUACUAUACUCUCAAAGCCUACAGAGGAGCCAUGCCGGUUAGUCGAAUACCUCGUCAAGCGCGUCCCGCAGUUCAUCGAAACCAAGUCGGCUGCAGGGCAUACGCCUCUGGCUCUUGCAUUCUCUCUUGACCGGGUAGACUUUGCCCACAUCCUUAUCAAGGCUGGGGCCAACCAGACAACCCGUGAUCGUAAAGGCAACAACCUGGUUCAUCUGCUGCUUUCCGACAUCAAUGGCAGCGCUCGGGACGAGCCAGGAAACAUGGAGAGGCUCCUCGCCUUGCUUGAUACCCGAUUGAUUCCAUCGCUACUGACUGAGCGAUCAUCGGAUGAUCCCGGAUCACUGACACCCAUCGCUCGCUGGAUGCAUCAUAGUCAGCGGCCCUGGAGGAGCGGGACGAGUGGAUGGGGAUUCGACCGCCAUCGGGAAACAAGCGGCAACCUAGCCGUAGCACGCUGUUUCUUGGAAUUUGCGCAGCUAACGGGUCAGAAGCACCUGGACAUGUUUGACGGCACUGGGAAUACACCACUUCAUGAAGCGGUCAAGCAGCAAUACCCCAGGGUUUUCGAGGCUAUGGCGGAGUACCGUCCGGAUCUACUGUACCGGGAGAAUGCCACCGGAAGCACACCCUUGGAGUUGGCCGUUGACAAUUGGGUAGCGGAAGCACUGUCAGAUCCGCCACCGAUGCUGGGAGACGGACCGCAAUCCGAGGCAAGAAACAAGGAGAGCAGUUGUGUACUGGAUCGGCAGCCCGAGUCAUUUGACCCGGAUUAUCCGACCAAGCCGGAGAGUGAGCGGCAAGCGAUCUGUAGAUAUGCUCGCGAACGAGCCAGCACCAACCCACGCAAGAGAAAGCUGGUGAGCCUAAACGAGGCAAAUGAGGUGGCCAAGAGACUUGCCGUGCGAAAGAGUGGGGAGACUUCUACCAAGGACAGCGAUGUUGUGGCCCAGUGGUAUUACCGAGCCGUGCGGUCCUGAUGGGGAGAUUGACAGAUUACCGAGGCCAGUUCGAUGAGUCUACACCUUACGAUUAU